CAGCUCCAGUAUCACGUGACCCCUAUCAGCUGACGAGCAGGCGGAAGUGCAUGAAAACAUGGCGGCUUCUCUAAGCAGACUUCCUAUAACGGACUGUCUGAAACUUUGUCACAGGGUAGUGGAUGGACUGUGCGGCCAGGAGCCUCCUCUCAGGGGAGAUUACAGUGCCACCUGGAGCCUGGAGGAGUGGCUGGAGCUUAUCAACUCGCUGACUGCCCUCUUCCGCAUGGUAGUGGGGAACAACAGCUCAGACGAAGAGGUGUUGGCUGGGCUUGCAGAUGUGGACAGUGGUCAUGCUCAGGCUUUGCUGAGUGUGCUCAGAGCCAGAGAGGAGGAGAUUCAUCACGCUCUACUGGACAGAACCAUCUCCAUCUCCUGUGCCACUUUGCAAGAUUUUGACUGGCAGCUGAAGUUGGCUCUUUCCAGUGAUAAGAUCUCGUCUCUCCACACUCCUCUACUCAGUCUCAAUCUGGAUGUGAGAGAGAAUGGACACCUUCAGCCUGUCACUGUGGAAAUGAACAGAGAGGAGUUAAACACACUCAUCAGUUCACUUGAGGCUGCUAACAAGGUGGUGCUGCAGUUAAAAUGAUGGAGACGUUGUGGACCACUGCAUGGCUCGGAACUCCAGUGACUGGAUGUCACGUUGUUAACAAGAGACUUUCAUUCAUGGUGUUUUGUGUUGAAGACAGUGACAGUCUUUUGUAAUAUAUUUGUGCACAUCAGCAGCUGGACACAUUUUUACAGUGAAAUGUGUCAUUAAUAAGUUGAAGUGAAUCCACAAAACACAUGUCGUUUACCGGGCCUUCCUUCUUUAAAUAUCAGGUGGUGAUAUGAUGGUGCAGAAAGAGACUCCGCUAACACAAGGCUUGUAUAGAACAAAGAGAACAUUAUUGUUGCAAGCCAGUAUCAGUUCAGAACCUGCAGGUGCAGAGUUUAAUCCUAGAAAACUCUGCCCCUGUUUUUCCCUAACCACACAUUUUAAAGCCUGUCUGACAUCAUCUAUGUCAUACCUAGGCUGAUGUUCUCAUGCUCUUUUUACCUUUUGAACAUACAUUUCCAAUGCAUGACAAAUUUGACAAUAGCAACCUGUUGGUCGGCUCUCCCAUACUCCAAAAAACAGGAAACACCUGGGUUCUCUCCCAUCAGAUCUAAACAUCCCUUUGUUAACUCACUUUUGAGUUUUAUUUGGAUUCUAAUUCAUUUCAUAUAUACAUGUGAUGGCCUCCAACUCAACUCCUUGGGUCCUUUGCUUGCUGUCACUGGUUGAACUCUGCUGUUACUUGAACUCUGGCUUGUUGCCCAGAUGUCAUUAUAUUCUUCAUCUGAACUCUUCCAUCAGUCAUUUGACAGACACUCAUCAUCAGGCAGUGCCUCUUCAGAAUGGGAAUGAUGCAGCAUACUGUGUAUUAUUAUUAUUAUUUCUAUCAAUUCACUGACUCCAGUUGUAGUGCUCCCCAUUUUUCACAGAUUUGGUCCAGUCAAUCCCAUGACAUCGUGUUCCCUCCAGCUUCUAACCUCACAAUUUAUUCAUGGUGACUGAAUAAAUUCCAUCAGGUGCAGUGUUAUUAGGGAUAUAAAAAUAAUAUUUGUCAACAAUCUGACAGAUCCCUCUUCUAUCUGCUAAAAUCCAAUCUAGGGUCUGUCUAUUUUGUCACACCAACUACUAGUUUAAUAAAGUUAUUCACCUAGUUGUCCAAGUG
Molecule: messenger RNA, 1700 nt
Organism: Solea solea (common sole)
Lineage: Eukaryota; Metazoa; Chordata; Actinopteri; Pleuronectiformes; Soleidae
Gene: commd8
Product: COMM domain containing 8
Exons: 5
Coding region: 59-589 (176 amino acids)
Source: RefSeq, a predicted model, not a curated record